Molecule: messenger RNA, 1709 nt
Organism: Pangasianodon hypophthalmus (striped catfish)
Lineage: Eukaryota; Metazoa; Chordata; Actinopteri; Siluriformes; Pangasiidae
Gene: fam169b
Product: family with sequence similarity 169 member B
Exons: 9
Coding region: 23-1045 (340 amino acids)
Source: RefSeq, a predicted model, not a curated record
AAGGUUAUUUUGCACCUUCAAAAUGGAGUCCAACUGUAACUUGCCUGCUGCAAAUCAAGUGAAUUCCUACCCAGUAGACCUGCCUUGUCAGGAUUAUGACGCACUGUGCCCUGACUCUGAAUACCUGUCAAGUCUUGAGUCAGACAUGAAGUCAUUUCGCCUUCCCAGUGGAACAGAGGUAAACGUAACUCAUGACAAUAUAGGCAAGCUCAGGCUGUUUGGCGAGGAUGACCCACCUCAUUACCUUCUCGCCCUCCAUUUACCGGGAGAUGAAACCCAAGUGGUUGCCAUAUACAUGCAUCACAAAUGGUGGCCCAUCAGUGAUGUUUUGAAGACAUCCAGCAAAUCCAGAAAUGGACUUGUGUUUGUGGAGUCAGUGAUGGAGAGAGUUAUACUAUUCCUGCUAAGUCAGGUUGUGUUUGGAAUGGUGGAAAGGUCUCUGGGAGAACACGUGUAUUUCUCAACUCAUCCUGUGUCAGAAUAUGGCAAAAUCUUCUGGCAAGAUGGAGAAGCAGUUGGCUUUUACACUGUUAAAAAGAAAGGAAGCCUGUGCAAUGGAUGCACUGGUCAGAGUUACCUUCUCCCCGUGCUGGACACUGUGUUUGUGCGCAGCCACUGGAGGAGGAAUGGCCUAGCCACGAGGAUGCUCCAGGAUUUCUGCAAGUCCAUGCCCACAGAGAGGGUGCUGGGCAUUAGCUAUCCCAUAUCUCCCAGUAUGUAUGGAGUAUGCAAGAAGUACCUAGAGAUUCACCAGGAACAAAGAGAGCACCUCUAUGAAGUGGAGGCUCCUGGGAAUUGGAGUCAGAGACGCAAUGUGUGGUUGAGCAUACUACUCCAGCACCAGCCAACACACAGUACGAUCUCAGAUGAGAGUCCACACAUCACACAAGCUACAGACAAACAGCUCACAGACACUAAAGGGAAGAAGAGCAUGCCACGACUCGCAGGCACUGAACCACGCAGGCAUCAGAGAAGAUGUGUCGAGAAGCGACCAACUGACCAGGCUGGGACGCCACAGAAGUGUAAAAAAACCAAGAUAUCCUAGUAAAUUCUGUUCUACUGUCUCAGGGAUUUGUAGUUGCAAUACAACAUAAAACCAAAAUGUCUGUGAUUGCAGAAGAAUAUAGAGACAUUUACAAGGUCUUGAAAAUGAAUGCCGUGUUCACUGUAAACAUGAUUAGCACUCAUAACUGUGUUAGUGUGACACUGAAUUUACUGGUUGAACAGUGUCCAAAAAUCUAAAUUAAAAAUAAAUAAAUAAUAAACCUUUUUUUAUUUAAAAACCUUUGAGGUAUUCAGUAUUCCCUAAUUCUAGUGUUCUAACGAAGACCAGUGCAGUGUGUACUGUUAGCUUCUAUUAGCUUUUGAGUAAAUCCUCUUUACACUUUAUGUGAAUUUUUUCCCCCUUGCCUAAUGUGGCACCAGGAAGGAAAAGACAGUCAUCAGUUACUGAAAUCGCAAGGUCAUUUGUCAAGAAAAACAAAGUUCAAAUUCCAAUUCAAACAAAGCUACAUCUGGAUUUAAUAGCAGGAAUGGGAACUGCAGGUCACUGACAGGUGCAUAGCCUUACAAAAUACUGAACAACAAUCAAAUUUAAACUAAUCUGUAACCAUAUUAGUUAGUUGUCAGCUAAAGCUUAAUGUAGCUUUUUUUCUGUUAUAGAAGUGUCAUUUGGUUGAUGGAGAAAAAAAUAAAACAUUUGACUUUUA